AUACGUUCAGUUCGACUUUCGACGCGCUGCCAGAAACAUCGUGAGCACCGCUUAACCCAAAAAAAAUACAUUUAUAUUCCCGACCGAUCCCACGAAAACUGACGCAAUGAGCGCCGUUGAUGCCAUAAUCAAUUACAAGCGCAGUCCCAACGAGGACUUCUACGGUCUGCUCCACUGCGAUGAGAACUCAUCGCCCGAGCAGAUACAGGCCGAGUACAAAGUGCUGGCCCUCCAAUACCAUCCCGACAAGAAUUCCGGCGACAAGGAGGCGGAGGCCAAGUUCCAACAGCUAAAGGAGGCCAAGGAGACAUUGUGUGACCCUGAAAAGAGGGCCGUAUACGACAAGUGGCGCAACAGCGGCAUCUCGAUGAGCUACAAGCAGUGGCUAGGCAUGAAGGAGCAUGUCGGUCAGGUGAGAAGAUACACGAUUGCCGAGAAAGUGGAUAAAGAGUCCAUGCACUGGGUCACUCCCAAGACCAAGGAUCGCAUGCUGCCGGAGGCUGGAGGAGCAGCUGCCCAAGGACCCGGAUCCGGAGCAGGAUGCAGCAGCGGUGGCCUGACCGCAGCCUCGCCCAAUCCCGCCCACCGGCGGGCCUCGGAGGGCGGGGCGGCCCUUUAUUACGGUAGUCGCAAGGCCGAAUGGGGCGGCGAAAACACCGAUGUGGCCAACAAGUUCCGCAACUACGAGAUCUAAGGGGAAAGUUGGGCGACCAGAGAUAAAAGUUUCAAUUUAAAAACAAAACAUUUACACAACCAUAUACCAAGUCGAACCGAAGAUGGCGCAGAAGAAAUAUAGAGUACCUAUCGAAAAGGAUACUCUCAAAAGUUAUGCAAUUAUAUCAAAAUAUUCUGAGAGGGAAACAAUUUUAUUAUUGAUGUGAAAGUUAAACGUUGCGAACUACAGAGGACAGAUACUCUUAUAUAGAUGUUUUUAGGUGUACAAAAAAAAAUAUGUCUAGAAAAAUGGUAAUUAACUAACGUACAUUUAAGAGAAAGAAACUGUAAUUUCAAUAAACUCCCCCGAUGAAAUACCCAGGCGGAGCGGCAAGAAUUUUAUGUUAAAGUAACUUAGUCAAAUUUUAACGCAGUCAUGCAUAUGAGAAUAUACACACCAUAUUCUAUAUAUUUAUGUAAUCAGUGUAUUUGUAUAUCGAUGUUUCAAAGUACCAUGAAUGUACCCCCAAGACAAUCCCUUGGCAGCAAACAAAACUAAGCUAAAGCUGUAACUAAAACUACACUAUAACUAUACUAGUGACAGUCUAGCAAAUCACCCACCACAAGCCAGAGAAAAAACAUAUUGAAAGACAUAAUAAAGCGAAUUUAAACCUUUAUACACAUGACACAUUUGCAUAGUCAAAAAAACUUUCACUCGGUGUCCUUUUAAAAUGCAGCAUUGCGAAAAAAUCUCCAAACUGAACUAUUUUACUUACAUAAAAAACAAUUUUCGCAGAAAAUUUACAAAAAAAAAAAGACAAAAUAUCAAAAGAAAAUCAAAAAAAGAAGAGAAAUUUAUAUAAAUGUUUUGAUGGAUAGAGCGGUGAACUUUUCAAACUUAUACAUAUAGCAGAGAAUUAUUGUCAUUAUUAUUGUACUAUUAUGCGCAGAGCAGAGAAAUUAAAUACUACAUAAAUGUUGUUGCUGGAUUUAAAUGCAUUACUUAUACAACUACAUAUGAAUGUUUGUUUUAAGACAUACUCUAUGAAUUUAUUCAAAUACACACAUAUUGCGGAUAGAGCAGACCAGACCCAGAUCAGAUCAGAACAGAUAGGAACAGCUGCAAGCCAAAGGCAUGACCCCUUGUGACCCCUGACCUUUUAGAAUGGGCGGGGCUAGCGGGGCUCCAGCUAGUACUAGCAAGUACACAAUUAAUUAGUGUUGGUUCUAACUUAGCUGGCGAAUGUUACAAGCAGCGAGAGAACAGAUCACAAAUAAAGCAACUUUUUGAACGGGGUCUCCACUCCUGGCGGAACCUCAGGUA
Messenger RNA from Drosophila rhopaloa, 1978 nucleotides. RefSeq names its product J domain-containing protein (gene jdp). Gene Ontology annotation, cellular component: cytoplasm. The coding region runs from base 107 to 694 and encodes 195 amino acids. Lineage: Eukaryota; Metazoa; Arthropoda; Insecta; Diptera; Drosophilidae. The transcript is spliced from 5 exons. The record is from RefSeq and is a predicted model, not a curated record.